Solea senegalensis (Senegalese sole) is the source of this 1431-nucleotide messenger RNA. It is a transcript of the gene kxd1, whose product is annotated as KxDL motif containing 1. Gene Ontology annotation, cellular component: BORC complex. The transcript has 5 exons. Gene Ontology annotation, biological process: lysosome localization. The record is from RefSeq and is a predicted model, not a curated record. Bases 190 to 744 code for a protein of 184 amino acids. NCBI's taxonomy places the organism in Eukaryota, Metazoa, Chordata, Actinopteri, Pleuronectiformes, Soleidae.
ACAGUGGUCAUAUGACAAGAAGUAAAAAAAAAAACACGGAAGUGCUUUGUUUUUGUUUUAUAGUCCGCUGUCAGAUGAAACAUUAAGCUGCAGAUAACAUCAAACAUCAAAUAUUUAUAUAAAUCAAAUGCAAAGAAGCAGAAGUCGACAAACAACCGUCGUUGUUUUUCAGUAGUUGUGAUCUUCAUCAUGGUGGAGCCCACAGCAUCUGGUGUGUUCUGCAGCAGGAUGCUGAGCAUGGUCAACUCUGAGGAUGUUAAUGCCAUCAUCCAGGCUCAGAGACACAUGCUUGACCGCUUUGAGAAAACUAACGAAAUGCUGAUCAACUUCAACGGGCUGUCUAACGUGCGACUGCAGCAAAUGAACGAGCGCUUCUUGCUCCACACCCGCACCCUUGUGGAGAUGAAGAAAGAUCUGGACAGUAUCUUCAGGAGAAUCAGGACACUUAAAGGGAAGAUUUCAAAACAGUACCCAGACGCCUUUAGCAAUGUCCACGAGUCACCUAUCCUCGAGGACGACGACGAUGACUUUGACCCAGUUCCUCCCAGUGUUGCCACAACAAUCACAACAGCCAACUCCGAGCAGAGCACAGAGUCAUGUGACACAAGUCCAGAUGUGAUCUCACCAACUGUGAGCAGAUGCUCUGAAGAUCUCUCUCAAGAGCCGCCUGACACGCCCACUUCUGACGUCCUAGAGACAGCUGUCCUACAGGACGAAGGGCCUGACUCGGUACCUGCAGAAUAGAGUGGACAGUUUGUCAGUGAUUUCACUCACUUGAAACCAAGCUUUAACCUUAAAACUAUUCUAGCAGGAGGUCAUAUUGUAUAUUUGAGCUUGUGUCAAUCUCUUUACGAUAUUUGCUAAAGUUUCCAUUUGUUUUGAUGCUUGAUGUUAGAGGAGGCUAUGAACUGUCCCUGAGGCUGCUGGAAAUAUGUUUGCUUCUCCUACAUCUGCACAGCACUAAAACCAGGCAGAUAAUGUUUGAAGCUACAUAGUAUCUCACUAUGAUUAUAUAUCUGUCUUACUGACUGCAAACCUGAGCAAAAACUCCUGUUACACUCCUGACUGAGGGAAGAAGUCUCACAUAAUGUCUCUUAUGAUGUCACUUAAAAGACAAAUUGUAGUAAGGGUGUGUCAUUAGCUGAUGUUAAUAUUUAAUACACCCCUCUUAAAUCUAGGGGUAUUAAUAAUUUCAGCACAGUUUUUACCUGAUACGUCUCACUCUUGCCAACAACUUGUGUCUGUGCUUCCCUCCUUUGUUGCAGGAGGCUAGAAUUUAGGUUAAUUGUAAGUUACCUGUGUCUCUGGAGCUGUCAGGAACUAUUUAAGGACUCAGUAAAUGUGGUUUUCGAUCUGGAAACCAGAUUAUGAGAGUAAAUAAUCCAACCAGUCAUGUUACUGCUCAUUAAAGAUGUGGAUUUGGUUGUCAAA